Messenger RNA from Mus caroli (Ryukyu mouse), 6309 nucleotides. It is a transcript of the gene Lmo7, whose product is annotated as LIM domain 7. Gene Ontology annotation, biological process: regulation of cell adhesion; regulation of signaling. NCBI's taxonomy places the organism in Eukaryota, Metazoa, Chordata, Mammalia, Rodentia, Muridae. Gene Ontology annotation, molecular function: protein binding. The record is from RefSeq and is a predicted model, not a curated record.
CUUCUGCACACCGCUUCCAGUUGCCUCUUCACCUCCUCCUGCUCCAGUCAGGCUGGACUUGAGCCGAUUUCUAGAGUUUGGAGAAAGCAACUCCUGCAAAUUCUUCUAGGUUCCUGAACUUAAACUGCACGUCGCUACAAAGGGCGGGGGACGCGUGGCGUGGGAGCUCUGGGUCCCGGCGCGCACCCACUGAGCUGCUUCUCUCCCUCUCUUGCCCUAGUCAUGGAAGGGAUGGAGGACGCCGAGGCCGAUUGCUCUGUUGCAUUCGCGGAGGCUCAGAGAUGGGUGGAGGCUGUAACUGAGAAGAAUUUUGAAACAACGGAUUUUCGAGCCUCUCUAGAAAAUGGUGUUCUGUUGUGUGACUUGAUUAAUAAGCUCAAACCUGGCGUCGUUAAGAAGAUCAAUAGACUGUCUACUCCAAUAGCAGGUUUGGAUAACAUAAACGUUUUUUUGAGAGCUUGUGAACAGAUUGGAUUGAAAGAAGCCCAGCUUUUUCAUCCGGGGGAUCUUCAGGACUUAUCAAACCGAGUCACCGUCAAGCAAGAAGAGACUGACAGGAGACUGAAAAAUGUUUUGAUAACUUUGUACUGGCUGGGAAGAAAAGCACAAAAUAACCCCUACUAUAAUGGUCCCUAUCUCAAUUUGAAAGCUUUUGAGACUCUUUUAGGACAAGCUUUGACUAAGGCACUUGAAGAUUCCAGCUGCCUGAAAAGAAGUGGUCGGGACAGUGGCUACGGGGACAUCUGGUGUCCUGACAGAGGAGAAUUUCCUGCCCCUCCAGGUAGCCACAGAAGGGAAGAUUCCUUUGAGAGCUUGGACUCGCUGGGGUCCAGAUCUCUGACCAGCUGUUCCUCAGACUUCACUCUGAGAGUUGGCAAGGAAGGUUGCGAAAGUGACAUCGAUUGGGAAUUUACAUUCAAAAUGCAGGAUUAUAACAAAGAUGAUAUGUCCUACCGAAGGAUUUCAGCCAUUGAACCAAAGUCGGCUCUCCCAUUCAAUCGUUUCUUGCCGAACAAAAGCAAGCAGCCGUCCUAUGUGCCAGCACCUUUGAGGAAGAAGAGGCCAGACAAACAUGAGGAUAACAGGAGGAGCUGGGCAAGCCCGGUCUACACAGAAACAGACGGAACAUUUUCAAGUACCCAGAGGAGAACCUGGGGUCCCAAGAUGGAGACCUGGCACACAGUCCAAGAAACUUCCACCUCCUCUUGGUGUUUAGAAGAGGAAGAGGAAAAAUUCACGCGCAUGCCCAACAUUGUGAAGGAUGAUCUGUAUGUGCGGAAGCUUAGCCCAGUCAUGCCAAGCCCAGGGAGCUCUUUUGAUCAGUUCCUUCCCAAAUGUUGGACUCCAGAAGAUAUGAACUGGAAAAAAAUUAAAAGAGAGACUUAUAAGCCAUGGUAUAAGGAAUUUCAGGGAUUCAGAAGGAAUUCUGACUCUGAGAAUGAGGAUUCGGGCUCUUUCCAAAGCUCCACCAUUUUCAGUAGACUAGACAAGGCAGACCAUAGGUUAGACAGCAACUACCAAAGACCUUCACUCUUGCUGGAGCUAGCUACCAAACACACUAUGAGGUCACGGGACACCCAUGCAGCCAGGAGGACCAGCAGUGCUUUGGAGGAAUCCAGUCAGUUUUUAUUGCUUCAGGCCCUCCAAACCUACUCUGAUGACAUCUUGUCCUCGGAAACAAGUGUCAAACUCGAUCCUACCUCUGGCCCCAGGCUCAUAACUCGCAGGAAGAAUCUCUCUCCCGCACCAGGCUAUCGAGCCCAUGACCUUGAGCUGCCAGCCCUAGAUCCCGACUUAGAAAAUGACGAUUUCUUUGUCAGAAAAACAGGGGCUUUCCAUGCAAAUCCGUGUGUCCUUCGAGCCUUUGAAGACUUUAGAAGUUUCUCGGAGCCGGACGAUGCCGUGGAACGAGAUAUAAUUUUGCAGAGUCGGGAAGGUGAACUUGUACUUCCAGAUUUAGAAAAGGAUGAUAUGAUUGUCCGUAGGAUUCCAGCUCAGAAGAAAGAAGUGCCCCUUUCUGGGGCCCCGGAUAGGUACCAGCCAGUCCCUUUCCCUGAACCCUGGACCCUACCUCCAGAAAUCCAAGCGAAGUUUCUCUCUGUGCUCGAAAGGACACGCGCACCCAAAGAAAACAGCACCGGCUGUAGAGUGUUAGUACCUUCCUACCGACAGAAGAAAGACGACAUGUUGGCUCGCAAGAUCCAGUCUUGGAAGCUGGGGACUGCUGUACCUCCCAUCAGUUUCAAGCCUGGCCCCUGCAGCGAGGCCGACCUGCAGAAGUGGGAGGCCAUCCGGGAGGCCAGCAGGCUUAGGCACAGGAAGCGGCUGAUGGUUGAGAGACUCUUUCAAAAGAUCUAUGGUGAGAAUGGGAGCAAGUCCCUGAGCGAUGUCAGCGCAGAGGAUGUUCAGCACCUGCGUCAGGUGCGCUACGAGGAGAUGCAGAAAAUAAAAUCCCAGCUGAAAGAACAAGAUCAGAAAUGGCAGGAUGACCUUGCAAAAUGGAAAAGUCGCCGGAAGAGUUACACUUCGGAUCUGCAGAAGAAAAAGGAAGAGAGGGAAGAGAUUGAGAAGCAGGCACUUGAGAAGUCUGACCGCAGCUCCAAGACAUUUAGGGAAAUGCUGCAGGACAGGGAAUCUCGAGGUUCUACAGUUACGUCUUGGAGGAGGACCUAUUCCUCUGAUGACAUCCUCGAUGAUGGAGUGCUCCCUCCUACAGUGACUCUGUCAGAAACUCGUUACCAGAGCGAGAGACUAGAAGAUGAGGCAAGAGCGCAUCCUGCUGAGAUGCCCAAAGAAGACUCCACAACAUUUGCAAAUAGAGAGGACAGUGUAGUAGCUGAGACUCAGCUUGCUUCUCAUAUUCCCGAAGAGCAACGUCUGGCCCCUUCUCCCUCUGCGGAACCGCGCCAGGCCUCUGUAUCUUCUGCGGAACUGCACCAGGCCCCGUUGCUGUCCACAGAACCACGCCAGACCCCAUUGCCUUCCGAGGAACCACACCCGGCCUCUCUAUCUUCUGCACUACAGCGUCCAUCCUCACUCUCUUCUCAGCAGUCAUGGAGUACAAGAGCAGAGUCCACUCGGGUUUCAGCUUCUCUCCCUAGAAGUUACCAGAGAACCGAUACAGCCAGGUUAACAUCUGUGGUCACAGCGAGACCUUUUGGCACAUCUUCAAGGGGAAUCUCCUCACUGCCCAGAUCCUACACGAUGGAUGAUGGCUGGAAAUACAACGGAGAUGUUGAAGUUGUCAAGAGAGAGCAACUCGAUUUGGGCAGAGCCACUGGCCCGAAGCCUGACUCCAGCCACUUUAUUUCGGGCUCAGCCAGUGAGAAGGAGGUCAUAGCCACAGAAGAUGUGGCAAGCUUGUCCUCUCCCACACUCCCUUCCUCAUCUCUCUCCCACGACCAGGCAGCCUCUUCCAAAGCCACGUUCUCAUCAAUAUCUGCUUUGGAUUCAGUGUCUGACUCUGGAGAAGGAAGAGGCUCACCAUUGAGGGAAGUUUCCAGGUCCCUGGAUCAGUUCAGCGAUAUGAGAAUCAGCAUAAACCAGACGCCCGGGAACAAACCUGUCUUUGGGUUUACCACAAAAUGGGAUAUUUCUGGGAUCUUCGUAGCAUCAGUCGAACAAGGUAGCCCAGCAGAAUUUUCUCAGCUGCAGGUAGAUGAUGAAAUUCUUGCUAUCAAUAACACCAAGUUUUCAUAUAAGGAUACAAAAAAGUGGGAGGAAGUUAUGGCCAACGCCCAAGAAACUGGAAACUUAGUGAUGGACGUCCGGCGUUACGGAAAGUCUGGUUCACCUGAAACAAAGUGGAUCGAUACAACUUCAGGAAUUUACAACACAGACAAGUCUUCAAGUUUAUCAGUAACAACUGAUUUCUCUGAAAGCCUUCAGAGUCCUUAUACUGAAUCCAAAGAAGUCAACGGAAUCCACGAGGAAAGUAACGCCUUUGAUUCAAGAGCAUCAGAAUCCAUUUCUUUGAAAAAUUUAAAAAGGCGAUCACAAUUUUUUGAACAAGGAAGCUCGGAUUCUGUGACUCCCGAUCUUCCGGUUCCAACCCUCAGUGCCCCGAGUCGCUGGGCUUGGGAUCAAGAGGAGGAGAGACGGCGGCAGGAGCGGUGGCAGAAAGAGCAAGAUCGCCUACUGCAGGAAAAAUACCAACGUGAGCAGGAGAAGCUGAGGGAGGAGUGGCAGAGAGCCCAACAGGAGGCGGAGAGAGAGAAUUCCAAGUACCUGGAUGAGGAGCUGAUGGUCCUAAAUUCCAACAGCAUUUCUCUGACCUCCCGGGAGUCUGUGGCCACCACCUGGGAAGCCACGUGGAGUGAAGGGUCCAAGUCUCUGGACAGCGAAGGCACCCGAGCCGGAGAGGAGGACAGGGGACAGCUGGAAGACGAUGCUGUGUAUGAGGACCAAAGUCAGAGGCUGCAGGAACAGCUCAUGCUUGAGCAGGAGAAGAAACGGAAGGAGCAAGAGGCUCAGGAAGAGGAGCGCCGCAAGCAGCGGGAGGCCCAAGCCCGGGCAGAGGCAGAAGCCCAGGCUCGGGCAGAGGCCCAGGCUCGGGCGGAGGCAGAAGCCAAGGCUCGGGCAGAGGCCCAGGCCCGGGCGGAGGCUGAGGCUCAAAAACGAGCUGAAGCUCAGAAGCUCCAGGCAGAGAGGGAACGUGAAACGUCGGUCAAAAUAUACCAGUACCGAAGGCCCAUUGAUUCCUACGACCUACCAAAGAGAGAAGACGACUCUUCAGGGAUGCUUCCAACUGACAGGAGUAAAUCAAGAUCUACUACGGAACUAAAUGACUCCCUCAUAGAGAAAAAUGGAGGCAGCAAAUAUUCAGAGAGCAUUGGGACCACUGGCUUUUCACAUAGGAGUUCUAAGAAGGAUCAAGCCCCCUCAGAAGCAGAGCUGGAGAGACAGCAAAUCCUUCAGGAAAUGAGGAAGAGGACAUCUCUCCACAAUGACAACAGCUGGAUCCGACAGCGCAGCGCCAGUGUAAACAAGGAGCCCAUCUGCCUGCCUGGGAUCAUGAGGAGAGGGGAGUCUCUGGACAAUCUGGAUUCCCAGCGGCCGGGUUCCUGGAGGCAGUCCCCUUGGCACAGCCAGCCUGCCGGGGUCUACACUUCUUCCUCUGUCCAAGACUUCAGUCGCCCCCCACCUCAGCUGUUGUCUACAUCAAACCGCGCCUACAUGCGGAACCCAUCCUCUGCGGUGCCACCUCCAGCCGGCUCUGUGAAGACCUCCCCAGGGUCUCCCUCUCCACGCAGCCAUUCCCCUUCCAUGUCACAGUCAGGCUCUCAGCUACGGAAUAGGUCAGUGAGUGGGAAGCGUGUGUGCUCCUACUGUAAUAACAUUCUGGGCAAAGGAGCCGCCAUGAUCAUCGAGACCCUGGGUCUUUGUUAUCAUUUACAUUGUUUUAAGUGUGUCUCCUGUGGGUGUGACCUCGGAGGCUCUUCCUCAGGAGCUGAAGUCAGAAUCCGAAACCACCAACUCUACUGCAAUGACUGCUAUCUCCGAUUCAAAUCUGGACGGCCAACCGCCAUGUGAUGUAAGCCCCCAUUCGAAAGCGCUGUUGCAGAUAGAAGAGGAGGCGCUUGUCACUGAUGCAGAACUAUAAAAAAAAUGCUGGAUGAUUUUUCCCCUCUUUUUUUUUUUUUUAAAAGGAAUAAUCAUUGCUGCGUUAGAUGACAUAGGAACACUGUGGUGUUGGUAGGACCUGUAUUUUUGUUGUUUAUUUAUAAGAAGGUAAUUGUGUGUGUGUGGGGGGGGGGGAGGAGUGCAGUAUUGACCUUUUGAAUUCAGCAUCCUAAAAGCACAAGUGGAAAACAAAACUAAACAAAGCUCAAGAACGUAAAAGAAAAUCCUUCUCACGCUCAUGUGGUUGAUGAUCUCGCCUGACUCUCUAGUGGUUUUUCGAGGAAGGUAUUUUAUUUUAAUUUUUUUAAAGUUCUUAAACAUUAUUUGAAAUAGUUAAUAUAAACGUGUAACUGUGUUUGUUUAUUAUAAUGUAUUCUAAGUUAAUGUGGAACCAUAUGAAAAAUUUCACUUAAAUCCACCCAUAAAUUUGCUUUUUUUGUGGUUUUCUUUACACGAAAAUAAUCCGAUUGAAAAAUAACUUUGCUUCUGUAAUGUUUUAUUGGCUUGAGGAGGGCACUCAAUUUUCUUUACAAGGACUGUUGAUGCUAAGCAAAUGCCAGGAGAGGGCUGUUUACUUUCAAUAAUGAAAAAUAUCCAUGGCUUGUAUACCAGUGAUUUCCUCCAGAAACACGUGAGCUUUUCUGUUCUGCUGCCUUUGUAAAUAAACUUGGUGAUGCAUUUAAGGAA